GUCCUCCGCUGUUUCCGCGUUGAUGGGCGCGCUCGCGCCAACCUCAGCCACACGAGAGAAGCGUCGCGCUCAGCUCGCGGAGACAGACCGUGUCCCACCCGGCACGAGGGAGGACACACAGACACACACACACACCUCUCUGAACCUCCUCCGUUCGGACCUGCGUUCUUUUUCACUCACACUAAACACACACACUCACAGAGCGAGUAGAGACCUCCACCGCCGCAGCCCAUCCUCAGACUAAGGUCCCUUUUCUCUGGGUGGAACUACCCUGGGACGAGAGGGAGCGCGGGACGCAGAGAGAAGGAAGCCAAAUACAAGAAACUUGUGGGAAGUCUGAAGAAUCCCUGAAGACCCUCCACUUUUAUGCUUUCCUCCCACCACCCCUGCUUACUCCCCAGUGCAGGCUCCUCCCUCUGAAGUGCUGCAGCAAGGGCCUGCAGUGAGCAGUGAAUGCUGGGCUAGGUGAUCACCUCUGAGCAGAAGGUCCACUUGAAUUGACUGGUGAAUAUAGGCACAGCACAUCUUGAAAUGCCAGGGAGAGGGAGAGUGGUGGACUGUACCUGACUGUCACACAACCAGCUUAGUCUGUGAUGGAUGUAACGGUGGGCCUGUGAAGAGACGUGUGCCCUGGAGUUGUGAAUGCGUUGACGCUGAGGCACCAUGCCAGUAAAGGGCAAGUACCAGCUCAACGAUCUAGAGCUCAAGCAGGAGGCCCUGUACCGCAAGUUCUCCUGUGUCAACCAGUACCAGCUGCUGGUUUUACUGCUGGGACUUACCACAUUGUCAUGUGCCGUGCUCCUCGUCCUCUUCUUUUGUCUGGGGCUGAAUGCCAAGGAGCACAGCGCUUUUGUGGCUGUGGUAAGCUGCGGCCUUUGUGUCUUCCUCACCGUGUUUGUGCUGGUGUGCAGCGAGUCCCUGUCGCAGCGCUGGAUGAAGCCCCUGGGUGUGGUGGUGUGGGCCACGCUCACUGCCAUGGGCUUCACCUUCACUUUCAGCAGGACGGUCAUCUGCCCCUGGGACCAGGUCCCAUUCUUCUUCUUUAUCAUCUUUGUUGUGUACACCAUGCUGCCCUUCCGGAUGCUGUAUGCUGUUAUGCUGAGCAUUAUCUCCUCGCUGUCUCACGUCACAGCCCUCACUGUUUACUUUUUCAGCUCUCAGCGUCCCUCACAGGCGCUGAUUCUCCAGCUGCUUGCCAAUGUCGUGCUCUUCCUGUGUGCCAGUGCCGUGGGAGCCUUCCACAAAGUGCUUAUGGAGAGGGCCCUUCGCCAGACCUUCCAGGACAUGUUACGCUGCCUGGGCAUUCGUGUAAAGCUGGAGACUGAGAAGAGGCAACAGGAGAACCUCCUGCAGUCAGUGCUGCCUGUCCACAUCUCCAUGAAGAUGAAGCUGGCCAUCAUGGAACGAUUGCAAGACUGCAAAGACAAGAAGGAGAAGCAGUGCCUGGUUAGAGACAACAACUUCCACAGUCUCUAUGUGAGGAGGCAUGAGAAUGUCAGCAUCCUGUAUGCUGACAUUGUUGGCUUCACCCGAUUGGCCAGUGACUGCUCGCCCAAAGAGCUGGUCAUCAUGCUCAAUGAACUCUUCGGCAAGUUUGACCAGAUUGCCAAGGAGAAUGGAUGCAUGAGGAUAAAGAUCCUUGGGGACUGUUACUACUGUGUGUCUGGCCUGCCUGUCUCCUUGCCCAGUCAUGCUGAGAACUGUGUGAAGAUGGGCCUAGACAUGUGUGAGGCAAUCAAGCAAGUGCGAGAGGCUACGGGUGUCGAUAUCAGCAUGAGAGUAGGCAUUCACUCUGGUAACGUGCUGUGUGGAGUAAUUGGACUCCGCAAGUGGCAGUUUGAUGUGUGGUCACACGAUGUCACUUUGGCCAAUCACAUGGAGUCUGGAGGUUUACCAGGGCGGGUCCACAUCACAGAAGCUACUCUGAAACACCUCAAGACCUAUGAAGUUGAGGAGGGAAAUGGGCACCUGAGGGAUAGUUAUCUGAAGGAGCAAAAUGUGAAAACCUACCUGGUCAUUGACCCCAGGUCCAAGGACCCUGCCUCGAGUCAACGGCGUCUGCCAAAGCCACGGGUGAAUGACGGUCUGAAGAUGCGAGCCUCUGUGCGGAUGACACGCUACUUGGAGUCAUGGGGUGCUGUCAAACCCUUUGCCCACCUUCAGAGCCGGGAGGGAUACAUCAUGGAUGCCAUGGUCAAUGGCAAACUGCACUCCAAGGACAUACCUCUGCGAUCAAUACCCAAGGUAACUGAAAGCUUGGAUGAGUCUGAGGAGGAGGCAGUCUCCUUCCCCAACCCGGCAUUGGGCAGCGCUAAGAUGAUGUGUCAGAAGAACAAGUUUGAUGAAGACCUCCACAACGAGAUGACCACAACCAUAGAUGAACUGAGCUCCAUAAAGCAGUGGGUGAAGUCUGAGGAGCUCAGCACCUUUAGCUUGUGGUUCACCAAGAUGGACCUUGAAAAACAGUACCGAGCUAUCGACUUGCCCAACUUCAAGUACUACAUUGGCUGUGCAGCAUUCAUCUUCCUCUGCAUCUUCCUCAUCCAGUUAUUUGUAGCAAAUGAGCGUAAGGAACUAGGCCUGUGUUUUGGGGUGCUGGCGUGCAUUCUCCUGGCAACCCUUGCUGUCUGUUUCGCGGGUCACCUGCAGCAUUGUUUCCCAGAGAAGCUGGCCUUGCAGUGGCUGCCCUCACUAUCAGAAGCAGUAGGGAAGAAACCCUGGUUACGUCUUCCCUUGACCAUCAUUUCCACUGCUAUUAUCCUCAUCAUGGCUGUCUUCAGACUGUGUUUCAUAGACAACCCACUACCAUGUGAACUCAACAUCACCUCCCACAUGAACACCUCCGGACAUGCAGAGCAGUUGGAAUCAGGUUGCAAUGGGCUGUUCUACUUGCCUUACUCUGUGUACUGCUGCAUCCUUGCUCUGAUUGCAUCUGGAGUGUUCCUUGGCAUAAGCUUUGAGCUCAAGUUGGCCCUGAUCAUCCUUGCCUCUGCCUCUGGAUAUGUCAUCAUUCUCAGCUCAAAGGUGUCAUUCUUCCAGUGCUAUGGCCAGCUACUCUAUUACAACAGCAGUGACAUCCUGGCUGUUGCAGGUAUCAUGAAGCAUCCCCAGGGCAUGAGCUGCAUAUAUAUCACUCUGUUCCUGCUCACUAUCCUCCUGAUCAUAUGGCAGAAUGAAUACUGCUGCCGCAAGGACUUUCUGCUGAAGAACAAGAACCGAUUGGAGCAAGAUGAGAUUGAGACACGAGAGAACCUCAACCGACUCCUGCUGGAGAAUGUCCUGCCAGCCCAUGUGGCUACACUGUUUGUUGGGGAAAACAAAAAGAAUGAGGACCUCUACUACCAGUCUUAUGACUGUGUGUGCGUGAUGUUUGCCUCGAUUCCAGACUUCAAGGAAUUCUACACUGAGUGUGACAUCAACAAGGAGGGCUUGGAAUGUCUGAGGCUCCUCAAUGAAAUCAUUGCUGAUUUUGAUGAGCUUUUGUCCAAACCCAAGUUCAGUGGUGUGGAAAAAAUCAAAACCAUUGGCAGUACCUACAUGGCAGCUGCUGGGCUCAGUGGGACCCCGGGACAGGAAAACAACCAGGAUCGUGAAAGGCAGCAGGCACAGAUCGGGAACAUGGUAGAGUUUGCCAUUGCACUCAUCAGUAAGCUGGAUGGCAUCAAUAGGCACUCCUUCAACAGCUUCCGGCUGCGUGUAGGGAUUAACCAUGGGCCAGUAAUUGCGGGGGUUAUUGGAGCCAGGAAGCCGCAGUACGAUAUCUGGGGCAACACUGUGAACGUGGCCAGCAGAAUGGAAAGUACUGGAGAGCUGGGCAAGAUCCAGGUGACGGAGGAGACGGCCACUGUUCUGCAGAAGCUGGGCUAUUCCUGCAAGUGUCGGGGCCUCAUUAAUGUAAAGGGUAAAGGCGAGCUGAAGACCUUUUUUGUGUGCACAGACAUGAGCAAGUCACAGGGCAUGAGUGUGAGCUGAGUCCAAGACUGGAACGUGCAUACACCAGUGCAACUGAAUAUACUGACUUUUUACCUACUCCUUCAUUUAUGCUCCCUAACAAAAAGGGAAGUAUCCAUUUGGAAAAAUGGGUUGAAGUCACCAUAAAUGCAGUAGUAUUAAGUCUGUUUUGCUGAAUUUUGUAAAGCUUUUUAUUGGAAACAUUCCAGUUCCCAGUGCAAGGAAUUGCUAUAAUCUUCCGAGUGAUGGCCACAACAUUUUAGAACUGAACUGGAGCUUAUUUGAUUACUUUGUACAUACUCAUUAUGUUAAGAUGUUCUUUAAUGUUUGCUCUUCACAAGAGUUUUUACUGUUGAUCAACGUAGGAUAGUUUGAGGUAAAAUAGAUUCCCUAAGUCAACUUCCAUAAUUAACAUACACUCUGUUUAAUUACUGUGUAAUGUUCAUAUAAGGUUUGACAUAAAAAUGUUUCGUUAUUGGAAACAGUCAAACUUUGCUGCAUCUUAUGGAGAAAAAAUACUGUUCUGUUAGUUCUGAAAAUUACAUCUAAUGUAGUGAAAAGAAAAACCCAGAUCAGGUGUAGUACUCAUUUUUACCUCAUUUUGUUUUGAACAUUUUACAUAUUAAGCCUGAUGCAGCAUUUUGUAUUUGUUGCUUAAAGGCCACCAUAAAUCUCAGUGUGUUAUUUGCCUUGCUGAAGACAUGCUGUGUGGGCUACUUUCUUUGGGUGCUAUGCUUUGCUAUUGCUGUUGAAGCAGGUAAGACGUUUUCUACAAGUUUGUAGUUUUCUGUGCAGGUAGUCAACAAACAUUGAUGUUGAGUUGAUGGAACUGGCAAAAGCUUAAAAAAAAUGUAGAAACAGUUAGUGGCCAUGAAGGAAAAAAGUGAUAAACUGAAGUCAAACACCAAGCUAUCAUCGCUAUCUGUCCUGACCAUCCCUACUGGUUGUAAUCUUAAUUUCUAAUAUCCACUGUCUGAUGUUUACAGCAUCACAGGAGAACAAGUGUAACUGAACAUCCCCCCCCUUUUGUACAGUAAUGGUGAAUAAAAUAAU
Messenger RNA from Scleropages formosus (Asian bonytongue), 5004 nucleotides. RefSeq names its product adenylate cyclase type 2-like. The transcript has 27 exons. Gene Ontology annotation, cellular component: plasma membrane. Lineage: Eukaryota; Metazoa; Chordata; Actinopteri; Osteoglossiformes; Osteoglossidae. Gene Ontology annotation, biological process: adenylate cyclase-activating G protein-coupled receptor signaling pathway; intracellular signal transduction; adenylate cyclase-inhibiting G protein-coupled receptor signaling pathway. The coding region runs from base 664 to 3972 and encodes 1102 amino acids. The record is from RefSeq and is a predicted model, not a curated record. Gene Ontology annotation, molecular function: adenylate cyclase activity.